AUGACAUCCACAUCGCAGCUUUGUCAGUCAGAUCUAUUCGAAAAACGCUCCGAGCUCCUCAGUCGCAACGCUCGAGUGGCUCUCUCGUACGAGAGAGCCAGGGCUAUCGGCUUAGCACAUGACAUCACUCUUCAUGACACUUUGGAUUUAACGCAAAAAUUUUGGGACAUGCACCUCGAUCCAAUCAUAGUCCUAGAUGGGGCUGCGUUCACGCUGCUGACCAUCCAGUACAAUUUGGUCGCAGGAACGCUUGCACAAUAUGCUGCAACUACUAGACCUGACUUGGUUUCCCUCGUCGAGGACAUUCUUCGAUGGGAUGUUAUUGGUCAAUUCUGCCUUACCGAACUGGGGAGAGGCCUAGACAUCUUCCGAAUGAAAACAUCAGCGACACUUCUCCCAACGGGUGGAUUCGAUCUUCAUACGCCGUUGCCCUCGGAUGCCAAGUUCAUGCCGCCAACUGUUCCGGUGAAAGGUGUUCCAUGUGUCGCCAUUGUUUUCGCACAACUGUACGUGAACGGCGAAUGCCGUGGACCCCGGCCGUUUCUUGUCAACAUAAACGACGGAUAUCAUAUGUGUAACGGGGUGACUUCGAAGUUACUACCACCCAGAGGAUGUUCAGCUCCCGUCAACCAUGCACUCACAAGCUUCCAUCAUGUCGGCUUACCGCCUUCAGCCCUUCUCGGGGACCUCGACAAGUCCAACAGUAUGCAUCAUGACUUUAUGACCUCUAUAUGGCGUGUUAUGGUCGGGGCUCUAGCGAUUAGCUCGAUGGCAAUAUCUGAUCUUCAGAUGUCAUCGUACAUCGCCGCGCGUUACUUUCAGCGUCGACAUGUCACCAGUGUGUAUGGAAAUCUUGUACCCAUACUUUCAUACCGGACGCAACAGCUCCCUUUACUACAUGCCGUCGCCCAGGCGUUUGUUUUAAGAGCGCUUUAUAGAUGGGCUAUCGAACAGUUCAUGGACAAGAGCCUAGAUGUCCGUGUGCGACAUGGCGUUGCGGCUUGCUGUAAAGCAGUCAUGGUUCAACACGCACAAGUUGCAAAUCAUGCCCUGUCUGAAAGAAUGGGAGCUCAAGGCCUCUUCGAAUAUAAUCGGCUGUCCAACUUAUAUAGCGAGAUUAGGGGAGUGAGCAUCGCUGAAGGUGAUAUUCUAGGACUUUCCAUGCGACUCGUGGCAGAUACCUUGGCGCAAAUGUACACAUUACCUCUCUCGACACACCCAGACGGCCCCCUUGCGUUGCACGAAAUCUCAUUAUUUGAUGAGGCAACCGAGACAGUUUCCUCCUCAUCCGAUUUCACACAAGCGUUCACGCAAUAUGUUCAGCCGCGCUGUCAGCUGAUGGUCGAAUCCAUGGGACACCGUAUGGCCUAUGACACCGCUGUCGACCAAGGGGUCUCCCAAUGUCUUAUCGAUCUGUAUCUCAUCAAUGCGAUCAAGACAGAUGCCGCGUGGUAUGUAGAGCGUGGUAUAUUUACGCGACAGGCCAUUAUGCGUAUGGAGGAUACUGCUUUAUUGGCAGCUUUGCCUCGCCUGGACGAGUUGCUCGCUGCGAUGCAGGUUGAGCCAUACGUCUUAUCACCCAUCAUAUCGGAUGAGCGCUGGGAGAAAUUUAGCAAGACGUUGCCUGUUUAUAGCUCCCCUCAGGCUGAGGAGACAGCGCAGCCGACUUUGGUUUUGGAGAGAGCUCGACUUUGAAGCUCUGGGUUGUUAUAUCCUUGCAUAAAUAUAUGAUGGACCUUUUGCUCAUAACUUUAGUAGUCUGUCGAGUUACUCAUAAUUAGCUAGUGAUUUGUUUCUCUCCCCAUGUACUUUCGAUAGUUGGAAAACACCCAUGUCAUGCUC
Messenger RNA from Suillus subalutaceus, 1842 nucleotides. RefSeq names its product acyl-CoA dehydrogenase NM domain-like protein. Gene Ontology annotation, molecular function: fatty acid binding; FAD binding; acyl-CoA oxidase activity. Lineage: Eukaryota; Fungi; Basidiomycota; Agaricomycetes; Boletales; Suillaceae. Gene Ontology annotation, biological process: fatty acid beta-oxidation using acyl-CoA oxidase; lipid homeostasis. Gene Ontology annotation, cellular component: peroxisome. The coding region runs from base 1 to 1695 and encodes 564 amino acids. The transcript is spliced from 8 exons. The record is from RefSeq and is a predicted model, not a curated record.